UGAAUAAACUGUUCGAUGUUGGGAUUUCACUCACCCUUAUUUUCAUCUGAGUUGUGAAUCAUCGAGACAUCAUCUUGAAGAUCAUGAUUUUGGAAGGAGCUGGCAGAAUGAGUAUCAAUUCCAGCAGUAAUCUACUCCACCAGCAGCCUUCCUGGACAGACGGAUAUUCCACAUGCAAUGUAUCCAGUAGCUUCUAUGGAACCCAGUGGCAUGAAAUACACCCUCAGUACUGGACUAAGUUUCAAGUCUGGGAAUGGCUGCAGCAUCUCCUUGAUACCAACCAACUGGAUGCCAACUGCAUACCUUUCCAGGAGUUUGAUAUCAACGGGGAGCAUCUGUGUAGUAUGAGCCUGCAGGAAUUCACUCAGGCAGCUGGGACAGCAGGACAACUGCUUUACAGCAACCUUCAACACCUAAAAUGGAAUGGCCAGUGUGGUAGUGAUAUGUACCAAUCUCAUAAUGUCAUUGUGAAGACAGAGCAAACAGAUCCGUCAUUAAUGGUGUCCUGGAAAGAAGAGAAUUAUCUGUAUGACAGUGGCUAUGGUAGCACAGUAGAGUUAUUGGACAGUAAAACAUUCUGUCGUGCUCAGAUUUCCAUGAUGACACCUAGUCACCAAUCUUCUGACUCUUCAGAUGCAAAAAAAUUGCAAGAUCAUACCCCAAAGUCCCACACCAAGAAGCACAACCCUCGAGGAACUCAUCUUUGGGAAUUUAUUCGAGAUAUUCUUCUCAAUCCUGAGAAAAAUCCAGGAUUAAUCAAGUGGGAAGACCGGUCAGAAGGUGUCUUCAGAUUUUUAAAAUCUGAAGCUGUGGCUCAGCUCUGGGGAAAGAAGAAAAACAACAGCAGCAUGACUUACGAGAAACUCAGCCGGGCUAUGAGAUACUACUAUAAAAGAGAAAUCCUGGAGCGUGUGGAUGGUCGGAGAUUAGUAUAUAAAUUUGGAAAGAAUGCCCGUGGUUGGAGAGAAAAUGAGAAUUAAAUAUAUCAAGAAAUAACAUUUAAAACACGUGGAUGUAAAUAUUCAAAGACUAUUUUCUUAUAUUUAUGUACCAAACUGGGGUGAAAAAACAAUUCUACUUCUGUCGGGAAGAAAGAACAUUAUCAUUAUUGGUGUUAAAAUUAUUUUAUUUGAAGUAAGUCCUGUAUGGGGAAAAAAUGUACACAGUUUUCUGUGAUAUAAGUUAACAUUAUAGAAUUACGAUUAUUUUUCCCUUCUUGUGAAGUUUUCCUCUUUUUUUUUUUAAAUCAUACAGGCAUAAUGUGAUUUAUGAGUCGUGAAAAGAAAGGGAAGGAGCUAAAUACUAGGGCAUUUAGGGAGUAUGAUAAUCCACUUUGGAAGGCAACUACAAGUGGAGAAAACAGUAAAGCAUCUCUGAGCCAAGUAGCCUUCUUCCAUAGUCAGCUGGUUUAUAGCUUUCAUUGGCCAAUACUACUUGUUCCUUCCCUUCUCUGAUUUCUGAGUGUUUUAACGCUUUGCUGGCUUUCAGCUGCUUGUUGAAUUAGACAGUGGGUUCCUCUUCAGUUGGUUUAUCGCAGCCACAGAAAGCAGUGGCUCAGCAAGGUGGCUGUCAGCAUUUAUGUGGAGAACCCAUACUACCUCCAGCACUGUGACCUUCUUUUGCAGGCAGAAGUUUAGGACCAGACCUUAUCUGAUACGGAGUAUCCUAAUCUCCAAAGAGCAUCCAGCUCAUCCCAGGAAAAGGGCUAUUUGUUUUAACUAAUAUCUUGGAGGUGAACUGCAGGAAGGGAGUCAGACUUGGGGACCAAAAGAUAUUGAAGGAAGAUGAUUGUUUUCUGACUGUGCAAACCUACCAAAAGGCACUUGUUUCCCAGUAGGAAUAUUUAUAGUCCUCUUGUGCUCUUGCACUCCUAAUUAAAGCAUUCAAAUCCAUGCCAUGUAGAACUGUGAGGAGAUGGGCAAGCAGAACAUAUGUUAGUCCCAUGACAUGAGGAAGUGGUCUGCAGUUUCUUCAAGUUGUAUGAUCCUCCUGGCAGGUCAAGUCUCACUUGGACAGAUACUUUCAAGAAACCUUUGAGAAAUGCAAAAAACCCCUUUGUGUAAAAUAUUAGUUUUCCCUUUGCUUUUUCUCAAGUCUAACUCUGUAUUGUAUUUGUAUUUGUAUUUCCAAGUUGUGCUUGGAAUUCUUGGUUGGAGAAAAACCCGUCAACUUAAAGGCAUUGAGAUUUUGGGGACAUUCAGAUCUGGGUCGGUAUUUUGGGCUCAUCUCUAGCAGUGCUGUGCAGAUACUGUAUGUUCAUUGGCAGCUUUUUCUUUCUCUCUCCACAAAUGCUUCCUGCUGACACCAACCACAUCCAGGACAUGGGGAAAUAAAAACUAGAGGAGGCAGCUCUUCACCAGGUCACUGAGUACAUGAGAUGUGGGAGUUGAGAAACAGGAUUUUCUUGGUGAUGUUAACAGAGGUGAAACCAAGAUCAAUACCAACUCACUUUUUCAGGGAUGGGGACUUUGGAAAACAAUAACAAGGGCUGAGAAGUCCAAGAUAAAAAAAGAAAGAAAAAAAAUUGAGAUUAAAAACAUUAAAUCCGUCCAAUAUCCGUUUUCUCAGGAGUCCCUUGGGUUUGAAUCUGUAUUAGCUUGAAAUUCAGCAGGGUACAGCUGGAGGUUGCAGGAUAUUCCAUUUUUUGUUUGUCUUGAAAGGAAAUAGAGAUGAAACCAAGAGACAACAGAAGUAUCAAUAUAAAGGUUAUAAAAUGCGCUUAGCAACAAUUUGUAGGCAAA
Pipra filicauda (Wire-tailed manakin) is the source of this 2741-nucleotide messenger RNA. RefSeq names its product ETS homologous factor (gene EHF). The record is from RefSeq and is a predicted model, not a curated record. Gene Ontology annotation, cellular component: nucleus. NCBI's taxonomy places the organism in Eukaryota, Metazoa, Chordata, Aves, Passeriformes, Pipridae. Bases 84 to 980 code for a protein of 298 amino acids. The transcript is spliced from 9 exons. Gene Ontology annotation, biological process: cell differentiation; regulation of transcription by RNA polymerase II. Gene Ontology annotation, molecular function: DNA-binding transcription factor activity, RNA polymerase II-specific; sequence-specific DNA binding.